AUGGCAAGUCUUCGGUUUCCAUCCAAUUACGAGGAAGAGUUGGGACGUCGUGGAUCACUUAGCGAAGUGUUUAUGAAAACACAUACUCGGGCUGAUGGAAUUUUUGUGGAUCAAAAAGCGAAACAAGUUGCUGAGACCUAUGAGAAGACCAUAGAAGAGAAAUUGUCUGAAAUGAAUGAGGAUGGUCUACAUACUUCAGAUAAUUCCCCUGAACAUUCAAGUCAUCGAACUCUCAACAUUGGUCAAAAGAAUGAGAUCUUUCUUCAGUGUACUCAGACAAAUAUCAAAGGCAACCCUUUUAGCUUUGGAUCUCUUGUCGAGACACUUAACAAAAGAAAAAGGAAUGAGAGCUAUGCGAGCCCAUCAACUGUUCAGGAUCUUCAAGAUCAACUUCGGCGCAAGAUAGCUGAACACGAGGCUGAAAAUGCACGACGUGAUGAGGAGCAUCGACAGUCUCAGGCUAGCUUCCAAAAGCUCCUCGCCUUCAUGAAAGAAAAAAAUCCUGAGUUGGCCGAGUUUAUGGCUUCUGCUUCUACUGACCAUGAACCAGCCACACAAGCCAUGAGAGUAGGCACCACACAAGCCACGGCAGCUGCCAGUUCUCCUUUGUCUAACACUUCUUCCACCCAAUGA
Messenger RNA from Camelina sativa (false flax), 633 nucleotides. The record is from RefSeq and is a predicted model, not a curated record. NCBI's taxonomy places the organism in Eukaryota, Viridiplantae, Streptophyta, Magnoliopsida, Brassicales, Brassicaceae.